ACGACAAUGGAAUCACGAAAUGUAACCAACCACUUUUAUUUUAUUAUAAAGAUCAUCUUUAAUUUGUCCCAUUUUUUUUUUUAGUUCACUCUCAUUAUAACUAAAUAAAAAAUGGAUAAAGAGUACGUGAAGUUACUGCUGCUUCUACUUGUCUUGCUUCACCACGUUGAUUCAGCCUCUAUCAUCAGGUCUCUUCCUGGUUUUGAAGGUCCUCUUCCUUUCGAGCUCGAAACCGGGUACAUUGGUGUUGGUGAGGCAGAGGAAGUUCAAUUGUUUUACUACUUCAUCAAGUCUGAGAGGAAUCCAGAAGAAGACCCUCUUCUUCUCUGGUUAAGUGGGGGACCUGGCUGCUCUUCUCUCUCUGGUCUUCUUUAUGAGAAUGGGCCUGUGACUAUCAAGAUGGAUGGUUACAGUGGAGGUAUCCCUUCCUUGGUUUCUACUACAUAUUCAUGGACAAAGAUUGCAAACAUGAUAUAUUUAGACCAGCCUGUUGGAAGUGGAUUCUCCUACUCAAAAACUCCACUUCUUGAUGAUAUACCAAGCGACACAGGAGAAGCUAAGCGUGUCCAUGAGUUUCUUCAAAAGUGGCUAGACAAGCAUCCAGAUUUUGUUUCUAAUCCUUUCUAUGUCGCUGGAAAUUCUUAUUCUGGUAAAGUUGUUCCGGCAAUUGUUCAAGAAAUCUCAAAAGGAAAUUAUAUAUGCUGUAAACCUCAAGUAAAUCUUCAGGGUUAUGUGCUAGGAGAUCCGGUAACAGCAAUUGAUAUUGAUGACAAUUACCAGAUUCCAUUUGCUCAUGGAAUGGCAUUGAUCUCAGAUGAACUCUACGAGGUACGAAAUAUAAGCAUGCUUUUUUUUCUUUCUUUUUUUCUUGCAAUUAAUCGUAAUGAAGUAGCUAAUAAGCAAAAGAAACAGAAAAAGCAUUUAAAAAACGUUUCUAUUUUCGUGCAGUCAUUAAAGAGAAGAUGCAGAAGAAACUACAUAAAUGUGGAUCCUCGUAACGCAGAAUGUUUGAAAUUGAUCAAAGACUUUAAAAAGCUUACUUCUGGAAUAAAUGUAUUACAUAUACUAUUACCACGCUGCGAGGAAUCAUCUCCUAAUUGCUAUAGGUAUAAAUAUACUCUAUCUUCGUACUGGGCCAAUGACGUUAGCGUGCGCGACACGCUUCAAGUCGAAAAGGGGAGCAAAAUAAAAUGGGUACGAUGUAAUCGGAAUAUACGUUACAGGAAAGAUAUUAUAAGCAGUGUACCAUACCAUAAGAAUAACAGUGUCAAUGGUUACUCAUCUUUAAUCUUCAGCGGUGAUCACGAUAUGGUAAUACCUUUCUUUGGAACUGAAGCAUGGAUAAGAUCUCUCAACUAUUCAAUUAUUGACGAUUGGAGACCAUGGAUGAUAAACAAUCAAGUUGCUGGAUACACUAGAACUUACGCAAAUAAGAUGACAUUUGCCACUAUCAAAGGAGGUGGACACACUCUAGACCCUAAACAAAUGGAGAGCUUUAUAAUGUUCCAAAGGUGGAUAAGUGGCCAACGUAUGUAACAAGGGACAGCCUUCUUCGCCUUUCAUGUUGUCUAUUUUAAAUCGCACAUUCUCUAUAUAAAUGGAAACUUUAUCUUCGAAUAACCUGAAUAAAUCCGUUAUCUAUUAACAAUGAAAUCAGAAUUGUCUCUGGAAAUUUGGAACAAUUACAUUUCUU
Messenger RNA from Eutrema salsugineum, 1693 nucleotides. RefSeq names its product serine carboxypeptidase-like 7. Gene Ontology annotation, biological process: secondary metabolic process; proteolysis. NCBI's taxonomy places the organism in Eukaryota, Viridiplantae, Streptophyta, Magnoliopsida, Brassicales, Brassicaceae. Gene Ontology annotation, molecular function: serine-type carboxypeptidase activity; acyltransferase activity, transferring groups other than amino-acyl groups. The coding region runs from base 112 to 1536 and encodes 474 amino acids. The record is from RefSeq and is a predicted model, not a curated record. The transcript has 12 exons.